AUGACAAGCUCCUACUACCUCGCAAAACCCCUCUCCACAGGCCAGCGCAGCCCUUCUCCACCAACAGCCAUCCGCACCAUGGUCACAACCGUCGGCCUGGACGAGAUCCCCACCCUCACGCUCCUCUACAAACUCAAGAAGAUCGCACCCAGGGACACCGACGCCACACCCGCCUACCCGGCCUCCUCCUCGCUGAACGACAAAAUCAGCGUCAUCCGCCAAGACAUUACCACCCUUGCCAUCGACGCCAUCGUCAACGCAGCAAACACCUCCCUCCUAGGCGGCGGCGGCGUAGAUGGCGCCAUCCACCGCGCCGCCGGCCCCAAGCUCCUCGAAGAAUGCGAGACCCUGAACGGCUGUGAGACGGGCAGUGCAAAAAUUACAGACGGCUAUGAACUGCCGAGCAAAAAAGUCAUUCACGCUGUCGGUCCCAUCUAUUGGAAGGAAGGCUCGCGUGCGGCCAAGUUGCUGGCGGGCUGCUACAGAACGAGUCUGGAGUUGGCGGCUGCGAAUGGCUGCAGGAGUAUUGCCUUUUCGGCGCUGAGUACGGGCGUAUACGGGUAUCCUAGCGGCGAGGCGAGUGAGGUUGCGUUGGAGACUGUGCGCGAGUUUCUAGAGGAUGAGGAGCAGGCGGACAAGUUCGAUCGAGUCAUAUUUUGCAACUUUAUGCAAAAGGACGAGGAUGCUUAUUUUAGAAAGAUUCCCCACUUUUUCCCUCCCGCAACCGCAGAACCAGAAACAGCAGAAGAGGCAAACACAAACAAACAGAAGCAACAAGAACAGGAUACCACCGAAACCUCUGCCCUCCUAUCCCAACUCCCCGACGCCCCGACCGUCGAUCCCCAAGACGCAGACUCCGACGCGCAACAGCCAUCGUUGAAACGGCAAAAGACAGACGAGGUCGAUGACGACUUUGUCGUUGUGGAAAAGGACGACGUGGCUGAGGGGACUCCGCCCCCUAAAACUGAAAUCUGA
Molecule: messenger RNA, 975 nt
Organism: Plenodomus lingam JN3
Lineage: Eukaryota; Fungi; Ascomycota; Dothideomycetes; Pleosporales; Leptosphaeriaceae
Source: RefSeq, a predicted model, not a curated record